This is a messenger RNA of Chironomus riparius, 6338 nucleotides long. NCBI's taxonomy places the organism in Eukaryota, Metazoa, Arthropoda, Insecta, Diptera, Chironomidae. The record is from the annotation of a GenBank genome assembly.
GUUUUUAGUUGAAAUAUACAAAAAAAACUUAAUUACAGUUAAUAGAACAAAAAAAUACGUGAAAAUUUGUGUGAUUUAUGAAAUGCAAUGAGAUAAAAAGUUUAAAUAAAUUAUUAAGCAUACAGCAGAAGGCUAAUAAAAAGAAAUAUAUAAAGUAUAUGAUCAGUGAGCUAAAAAUAAAUAUAAUUUAAAAGUUUUUGGAAUAUUUGUUUUUUCUUCGUAAAACAAUUGCUUCAAUUGUGGCUUAAUAUCAUCUCUAUUAAGUACAAAACGCUAGUUUUAUGCUGCAUAUUAUACAAUAAACUGCAAUUUGGAUAAAUUACACUGAAACUAUAGAUUUUAUAAAAUCAACCUCAAAUGAGAAGCACAAGAUGAUUGCACAAUCAUAGAUAUAAAGAUUGAAACAAUAAAAAGAGUGAUCAGCUUAGUAGAUGUAAAUUAGCAGUAAUGAUGGAUAAGUGGAAAAUUGCAAUUUAUUUGUGCUUAUUCUUGGUGGCUUUAUCGCAGCUUAGUCAUGCGGAAACAAAAGCUUUUAUUCCUGGUGAUGAACUUGAGGGUCCAAAUGUAUGUAAAAGAAUUAUUUCUCAUAAUGUUACGGUAGUCGUAAAAGAGAUGGUUCCUUAUCAAGAAAGUAAAAAUGAAUGGUGUGCAGCAAUUCCACCAAGAUGUAGAAAAACUGUAAUUAGAUUAAAAGAAGUAAAUAAGACAGAAGUUUUAGAAAAGACACAAGCAAUUAGAGAGUGCUGUGAUGGAUAUAUUGAAAAUGAACAAAAGAAUCGAUGUAUACCUUAUUGUCAUCAACCUUGCGGUGAUCAUGGAAGCUGUAUAUCACCCGACAACUGUAAGUGUGAUUCUGGAUACGGUGGGCCAUCAUGUGAUAUCACAUGUCCACCUGGAAAGUAUGGAAAGAACUGUAAAAACAAAUGUGACUGUGCAAAUGGAGCUGAAUGUGAUCCAUAUGAUGGAUCAUGUCUUUGCAAGAAAGGCUUCCGAGGAAAUAAAUGUGAAAAUACGUGCACAUCAGAUAAAUAUGGAGAAAAGUGCCAGGAAAUAUGCCGUUGUAAGAACGGAGGAGUCUGUAAUCACAUAUCAGGUGAAUGCUACUGUAAAAAAGGUUUUACUGGACCUUUGUGUGAAGAAACGUGUAAAAUUGGGAAAAAUGGUGAUGAGUGCAAAUCUAUUUGCCGCUGUCAAAAUAGUGGUAUUUGUAAUGAUGAUUUAAGUUGUACGUGUCCUUUUGGUUGGAUUGGAUCGGUUUGUGCAAAUCGAUGCCAACCUGGUUUUUAUGGCUUAAACUGUAGUCAAGUUUGCGAAUGUUUCAAUGGAGCUUCUUGUGAUCAUGUCACAGGAGCUUGUAUCUGCGAGCCUGGAUUCAUGGGAGACAAAUGCUUAGAUCAAUGCCCAUUUAAUAAAUAUGGCAUUAAUUGUACACAAGAGUGUAUUUGUAGUAAUGGAGCUACGUGUGAUAAAGGCACUGGUUUUUGUCAUUGUGCACCUGGAUGGAUUGGAGAUGACUGCUCAGAUAGGCAAUGCCCAGAUGAUAAGUAUGGAGAAUCAUGUAAUGGAACAUGCGAAUGCGAAAAAGACAACACAGAAUCUUGCCAUCCACAUGAUGGAACAUGCGUUUGUAAAGAAGGAUGGACUGGAUCAACUUGCAAUCGACCAUGCCCAUUCCUUAAAUAUGGAAGAUCAUGUGCUUAUCAAUGUGAUUGCAAAAAUAAUGCACAAUGUCAGCCAACAAACGGAAAAUGUAUUUGUCCUCCCGGAUUCAAUGGCGAUAAAUGUGAAUCAGCCUGUCCAGACGGUUCCUAUGGCCAAGACUGCUCUCAAAGAUGUGAAUGUAAAAAUAAUGCUCAAUGCAAUUCCGAAACUGGCGAGUGUUUUUGCAAGCCAGGUUGGCAGGGAUUAAAAUGCGAACGACCUUGUGAAGUCAAUAGUUAUGGUCAAGGGUGCAGAGAGAAAUGUGAAUGCCUUAAUAAUGGUGCUUGCAAUCCAGUAACUGGAGAAUGCCAUUGUGCAAUUGGAUGGACUGGAAAUCAUUGCGAAAAUAAGUGUGAAGCUUGGACUUUUGGUCAGAACUGUUCAUUCGAGUGUAAUUGCGAGAAACAGAAUGCAUUAGCAUGUGAUCAUCAAUCAGGAAGAUGUUUAUGUAGAACAGAACAUCGAGGAAGUCAAACUAUUAAGUAUGCAGGCGUUAAAUGUGAAAGUACAUGCCCAUUAGGCUAUUAUGGUCAAGAAUGUCAACAUCAAUGCAAUUGUAAAAAUAAUUCAUCGUGUGAUCCAGUAAGUGGUGAAUGCUUCUGCGAUCGUGGCUGGAUGGGACGAACUUGCGAUGAAAAAUGUCCAAAUGGAUAUUUCGGUCAGAAUUGUAAAGAAAGAUGUCCAGAUAAUAUGCCUCCAAAAACAACAUGCGAUCACGUUACUGGAGAUUAUAAAUGCCGUCCUGGAUAUAUUGGAUUAACUUGUGAUCAUGCUUGCAAAACUGGAACUUAUGGAGAAGAUUGUAAAAACGUUUGCAAUUGUGUACAAGGAGAAUGUCAUCAUGUGGACGGAAUUUGUAGGUGCUUCCCAGGAUGGUGGGGUGAUGUUUGUGAAGAACCGUGUCCUGAAGAUACUUGGGGCACUAAUUGUCAACAUAAAUGUCAAUGUGCUAAUAAUGCACAAUGUAGAAAGACUGAUGGACUUUGUAUCUGCAAAUCUGGUUUUAUGGGUCCAAAGUGUGAAGAAGUCUGUCCUGAAGGAUUUUUCGGAGAUAAUUGCUUACAAGUUUGUACCUGUAAUCGAAAACCGAACUUUGUAUGUCAUCCAUCGCACGGCUGUGUCUGUAAAGCAGGCUGGAGAGGCAAAAAUUGUGACGAAUCGAUUUAUUCAGCUAGUACAGCAGAUCCAGAAGAAGACUUUAAUUAUACCGACAUUUUUGCAUCAACAAAUAAUGAAGAAAGUCAAACAGUUGAUUAUGAAGCAACAACUCAAAAUAUUAAUCUAGACACAGUUUCAACUGAAUUUAACAAUCAGAAUGAAUCAAGUUUAUCAGAAGAACAUAUAAUACCUACUGUUCACAACUUUAAUCAACCAGAGCCUACAAAAUUCACUUUUAUUGCAUUGGAACCGACAACAGCAACAGUAAAUGUCAUGACUAAAAUGUCAGCAACAAGUGGCAAUAUUGAAAAUGCUACACAAUUUACUUUUGUGCCUAUAGAAACUACAAAUGGCAAUCAACAAACGUCAUCAAUGUCCACAUUGUUUACUUUCGCACCAAUUGACUCAAGAACAGCAACAGAGUCCAUAAACAGUGGCACACAUUCAUCUUCUUAUUAUAAUGUGACUACAAUAGACGAAAAGCACGAACAGAAAUGGGAGGCAACAACAACAACAACAGUAAAUUUAGAGUCAAGUUCAAUGGCAAUAAACAUGAAUAAUGAAAGUUCGUUAACAUCGCAGAAAUCUGGCAAUGAUCACGAUCUUACUACAAUUUAUGAGCAUAUUAAUUCUGAUUUAGACACAACAACUGUUAAUUCAUUAGAAAAUGUCAUAUCAACGCCUUCGUUAUCUGAAAAUUUUACGAGCGAUUCAAUGAAUUUGAGCACUUCCACGAAUGUUUAUGAUAUUGAUAAUACGCAAAGUAAUCAAGAUAAAUCAGGCGAAGAACACUUAACGAGUUCUAUGGAAAUUACAAAAGUAUCAGUUCCGUAUUUAUUAACUACUGACUCGAUUCUAAUUAAUUCUACUGCAAUAAAUCAUGAUCAAGAUCCCAAAAGUAGUUCCAGUAAUCCAAAUGUUGGCAUCGAAACAGACAUCAAUUUACAGAUAAAUGUUUCAACAGAAGUAGCAAAUAAUCCUUUAACAAGUUUCGAUACAGACUACUUAAAAGAUCGCAAUGAAACAGCAAUUUACAGCCAUGAAUUAAAUGAUACAGUACAGCCAUCAAUUUCAAAUACCAAUAAUCAGAUUAUAAACAAUACAAAAGUGAAGGUCGAUGAAAGUAAUGAAAAAGAUUUGAGUGGAAUUGAAAAGAACUCAACUGGAACUGGACCAAAUGAGACAGAUGUGGAUGAAACGGCGCAAAUGGAAUUAAAGAAAGAGGAUAGACAUCAGCAAGGUGAAUUAGAGAGGAUCCGCACAGUUGUUGUUUUUUGUUUCCAGCACAUGAUUUGAUGCAAAAAAUUCUCAUAAAAAUUCAUCCGUACACAAUAAUCGUAUACAUUAAUUUAGUUCAAUUUAAGCCAAUCAUUGUUGAGUGGUUCAUAAAUGACGUCUAUUAACUUAUGAAACUAGUAGACGUUAUUGAUGAAAGAACACAAGCGCAUUUCCAAAAAUAUUUUUUGACCGUUAAUUUUAAGUUUUUGCCGGCUAGUUUUGACUUAACUCUGUUUUAGGAAAUGCUCUUUCAUUGGUCACAUGCUGACCACGAUAGUAUUUGUAAAUUGUUUGUAAAACGUGACACUUUAAUUAAUUAAAAAAUUGUUUCUCUCUUUCUUUUUAGUGAAUCGUUCAGGAAUGAUUUGGGCAAUUUUCUGUACGUUCUUGUUCCUUGGAAUUAUUGGAAUGCUCCUUUUGUAUUAUCGAAGACGUGUAGCAAAUUUGAAAGCCGAAAUUGGACAUGUUGUGCGGUACAUGAGUGACGAUCCAGGCAGAAAUUUCGAUAAUCCUGUCUAUUCUUAUCAGCCAAGUGUCAAUACAGACACAUCAACACUUUUACAUCGUAAUGGAAUGAAUAAUUUAAGACAAACAAGACCUAUGAAUAUAGCACUUAAUAAUUUUGAUCAAGAUUCAAAUUCGAGUGGAAGAGCUGCUCAAUAUUCAUUGCAAUAUGAUGCAGAAUUAAUGAAUCAAAAGAAUCACGAAGCUGAUCAAACAAAUCCCAACUUUUAUUCAAGUAUUGAUGAUCAUUUAUAUGAUGAAAUUAAACUUAAGUGUGCAGAUCUCGAUAUGGAAUAUGAUCAUUUAGAUUAUUCACGUCCACAACAACCAAUAGUUCCGCAUUAUCAUCGAGCAACAAGCUCAACAAUGUCAACAUUAAGUCAACGAAAUCGUGAAUCAGAUCAAUCGAAUAAUACAUUUCCUAGUAAUUUAGACAGCACGUAUGAUGCACCAGUUCCACAUCCAAAAAAAUUAAACAUUUCAGUUCCUCCUGAAUUACCUGCUAAGAAUAUUAACUCAAAUCUAACACCAUCGCCGUCAUCGAGUACAGCAUCGACUGUGACACAAGAUGACAACAUUGAUGCCAUUAUUUCCAUUGAGAAACCAAUGAAUAAGGAUUUGAAUUCUAAGCCUGAUGUGAUGAAUCAACAGACUGAUAAUUAGAUUGUGGAUUAAGUAAAAAAAAUAUUAUCGAUGCUAAGCAGCGAUACAAGGAAAAAUUUGUACAAAAGCAUGUGAAAAAGUCAUUUAUGUCCAAAAAGUUUCAAUUAAAUCGACAAUUUUGUGCUCAAAUUUUUUUACAAAUACAUGACAGAAAGUUUUUACGUGCUUUAAGGCAAUUUUACUGAUUUCUCACACAAAGAUGUUCGCAUUUUAUUUAUGAACACAUUUUACAGUACUAUUUUUUGCUUAGUCAAGUUCAUUAACGUUAAUCCUGUCUAUAAAUUGUGUUUUUUGUGUGUUUUAAAGUUUAACUUAUAAAAUUCUAUUGUACAGAAGUUAAAAAUAUAUCAGAAAAGAUUAAUGGAUGUGCUGAUAAUGUCAUGACAGCUGAAAAUUGUCGCUAAAAUGGAACCUUAUAAUUUCAAAAGCCACACAAUUUUUUUUAAAGACGUACAAUUCCAAAUUUAAUGAUUUUUAUUUUUAAAACCUUACAAUUCCUGUAUUGAACAUUUAUAAGGUUUUCAAAAGGAAUUGCUGGGUUUUGAACUUAAGAUUUAAAUUAAACUUAUCUAAUCAUAGAUUAGCUCUAAUCCGGAUUUAUUUUAAAUCCUCAGAUUUAAUAAUUUUUGAUACUUAAAUUCUAAAUCAAAAUGCAGCAAGUAAGAGCACCUAAUAACAAUCAUAAGCAGCAAUAAUUUUAUACAAAUUAUUAAAAAACCAUUAAGUUCUGACAUUAACAGCACAUCCUAGAAAAAAAAAUGUACACCAAUAAUUAGAAUGUCAAUCUUUAUAUGCCUUUCCAAUGCGUAUUCUCUAAUAUAUCGAUUAUAGACAAUAAGUAAGUCUUAGUAGUGUAUAUAAUAAUGUGAUAUGAAAAAAAUAUAUAUUUUUACUGCUCAAUAUUAACUAAAUCAGUACAUAUCGAGUUUUAGGAUGCCGGUUGAAUCAUGUCAAAUGAAAUUUUAGGCAAAUUGUUACUAAAAUGUUCAAAAUUUAUUUUUUAAAGUUAAUUUUUGGGAAAAAAAUUAUGAGCA